CAUCGCGGCAACACUUCCGGUGGAAGGCGUCGGGCCUGGGGCAUUGGGCCGAGUCGCAGCUACAGGGAGCCGGCACACCAUGGGGGACUCCGCCGCCGAGGACCGCUUCGAUGGCAUUCUGCUCGCCAUGGCCCAGCAGCACGAAGACGGCGUUCACCAGCUUGUAGAUACAUUCUUCAGUUUCCUGAGGCGUAAGACAGACUUCUUUACUGGUGGAGAGCAAGGAGCAGCUGAAAAAUUGGUCACAGACACAUUCAAGCACCACCAAAAAUUAGGGGCCCAGGUUCAAAUGGAGAAAGAGGUGAAACGGGAAGCUGAUAAAAAGGAGAAAGUAGAGCGAGCAGUAAUCACAGAGGUAAAGGAGAAAUCGGAGCCUGAACCAAAGCAGCCGAAAAUCAAAGAGCUAACGGAUGAGGAGGCAACUAAACUGCAACAGGAGAUUGACCAGAAAAAGGAGCAAGAAAGUGAUGUGGAUGGAAUAACGGCCAAUGGGGAAAAACCUGUGGAAAACCAAGAUUCAAAACAGGCAGAGUCUGAGUCUGAAGGUGAAGAAGAUGAGAAGGAUAAAGGGAAACUGACGCCCAACAAUGGAAAUGGUGCUGAUCUGCCCAACUACCGGUGGACCCAGACCCUGUCUGAGGUGGAUCUCCUUGUCCCAUUCCAAGUCAACUUUAGAUUGAAGAGUCGAGAUCUGAUUGUGGAGAUCCAAAGGCGUCACUUGAAGCUGGGUCUGAGAGGCCACCCGCCUAUAAUUGAUGAUGAGAUGUUCAAUGAUGUGAAAGUAGAGGAAAGCUCAUGGCUGCUGGAAGAUGGAAAAAGUGUUAAUAUACAUCUAGAGAAGAUUAAUAAAAUGGAAUGGUGGAACAAAGUAGUGACAACGGAUGCUGAGAUUAAUACCAAAAAAAUUAACCCUGAGAAUUCAAAGUUAUCGGAUUUGGAUGGUGAGACACGGAGCAUGGUAGAGAAGAUGAUGUAUGACCAGCGCCAGAAAGCCAUGGGACUACCCACUUCAGAGGAGCAGAAAAAACAAGACAUGUUGAAAAAAUUUAUGGAGCAACACCCUGAAAUGGACUUCUCAAAGGCUAAGUUCAGUUAAAGAUAUAUGCCCACCCUGGCACUGAAGGGGAUACUCAGACUAUUGGAAGAGUUUCUACAAAGUUGUUGUGCAUUGCCUUGUGUGCAUCCUGGACCCCAAGUUCGUGCACCAUUUGGGUUGUUCUUGAGCGCAUCAAGCAUCUGACAUCUGUGUUGCAGUUGCCAUGCAGCAUCCAUCAGCUGCCAUUAACCCAUGCCUCUGCAUUUUCUGGCUGGCCUCAUGACAAACUUACCACCUUUAAUGGUGUGUCAAUCUCACAAACGAUGUAAAUUAGAUUAGUAAGUUUGAUUACUUUUGACCUGACACACGGACAAUAGCACCUCUCCAUCAGUUGCUAUCUAUCAAUGUGCGUUGUUGUCACUACGGUCAUCGUUGUGCUUCAACAGGGCCUUUCCUGACCAUUUCAUUGCAUGAGAUCUCCAAUUCUUAUGGUGUUCAAUACCCUUAUAACAAAUUUUGAAGUGAGAGAUGCAUCCUGUUGAAAUGCAACGUUUAAAUAGAAGCUACCCAGAAAAUGCUUUGAUGAUCUAUUCUUUUGUCUUAAGUUCAGAUGAGGAUCUGUGUGUAUGUCAAUCAUAUUUGGCUACUAACACAUUAUGCAAACAAGCUGCAUUAGAAGCUCUCCUUGUUCACGAAACAGAGGCUAUUCAGUGAGUGCUAUGCAAAACCCCACCUGCUGAUGAAGUGGAAAUGGUUGAACUUCAAUUUUGUUCAAUUUUGUUUCUUGCUGGUUGCUGUGUGUUCUAGCCCAGUCAUGGCCAUGUUGAUAUACAUGCUGCUUUGAGAUGGGCUACUAUAUAUUUGGUUUUGAAGUUGUCUGGUUGACUGACCUGUUGCACGCUUCCAGGUGAAGAGGCAAAGUGUUGUAAAUAUAUGGGUUGUUGCUCUAUUUCCUUGUCUGUGUUUCCAGGUCAGUUACAGGGUGGAUAGAUAAAUUAGCGUCUUCAUGAAGCAUGUUAUGUUUUUUUUUAAAUAUUGGUUUGCAUUGAUGCACUGGACCUUGAUGCUGAAAUUCAUUUCUCAAUAAAGCCAAUCCACUGGCA
This is a messenger RNA of Leucoraja erinaceus (little skate), 2139 nucleotides long. It is a transcript of the gene nudc, whose product is annotated as nudC nuclear distribution protein. Gene Ontology annotation, biological process: protein folding. Gene Ontology annotation, cellular component: cytoplasm. Lineage: Eukaryota; Metazoa; Chordata; Chondrichthyes; Rajiformes; Rajidae. Bases 80 to 1096 code for a protein of 338 amino acids. The transcript is spliced from 9 exons. The record is from RefSeq and is a predicted model, not a curated record.